UCUCCCUUGGUUCUACUUUCGUUUUAAACUGGUAGCCAUUUGCAUACGACGAGAUCCAUAUAAAGUCAAUAACAGUUUCUGAUUGGCAUUGUCGGCUGGCGGGAAACAUCAGUGGAAGAUGUCGAGGGAGAUGGGGGCCACAGACAGCCGGUCAGAUGGUCGUCCUGGAGAUGGUCAGGCCAGGAGCGGUCAGGAUAGGCUGCCAAGAAAUCGCCAGUCUGGGGGCAGUCAGGGUCCAGAUGGAGCUGGUGAGCGACCAGGACGUAGAGAGGAGGAGGGUGGAGAUGACCAGUCUGGGCGAGGACAAGAGAUGGUCCGGGGUGGUCAGAGUGGCGGCUCUCCAGUGGACCCAGAGGGACCAACAAGGGAUAGGGGCGAAGCCCAAGCUGCAGCUCAGCCCCUUGCUGGUCGGUACAAAGAGGGGGAACAUGGUGUGCAGAGGAAGUCAGUGGCAACUCAGAUUUACGCAACUGAUGAACGCAUGGCCUAUCCAGAUAUGCCUCAUCGUUCAAUGACAGGAGGAACGACUGGUGCAGAGCCUCUACAGGGAGCCCGAUACGGGCAAACGGACGUGUCAAUAUCCGGACAACGAACAUUCUUUCAACAAACGUCACACUGCAUUCACCCCAUAACAGAAUCGAAUCCUGUACAAAUCCAAGGAGCUUCGCAAUUAGAUCCUGCGUCCUUUACUGUCAUGCAUCUCUCAACACAAGCAAUGCCUCCGGGGAUUAAUACUAGUCAGGCAGCUCCUGGUAUAGCCGCGGACCAUUCCCCAGUACUUCCACCUGGAAAUCCACGUGCACAAACCGACCAAGCUGCUCGUGGUGAGCGUCAACAAACGCAAAGAAAGGAAGCGGUUAGUGUUGGUAUGGGUGGCAAUCUUGGGCCACGCAACACAGACACAGAUCAACAUGCUGGUCCUGAUGGUAAUACAGGGUUAAAAUGUAAAACUGGGCGAUGUAGUGCAUCAGCGAUGGUACCAAAAGUUGCCAAUGUGGAAAGAGGGAGAAAAGCUGGAGAGCAUGCACAAGAUAGAGCAGACGACAGCCAAGAUGAGUUGGUCAGACCAAAGGUGAGACAGAUCAAGCAAUAUUCUGCACAUGGCACGCUAGGUACAGACGACAGACAGCAUCAGGUACCAGCUAGGACACAGAUAGCUGCAGAAGGAGAGCCAGGGGCAGACGGCAGACAACAGCAGGUACCAGUGGAGAGACAGAGAGCAGGAGGAGACACAGGGUCAGAAGACAGACAACAGCAGGUACCAGUGGGGAGACAGAGAGCAGGAGGAGACACAGGGACAGACAACAGACAGCAGCCGCUACUAGUGGAGAGACAGAGAGGUGCAGAUCCCGAAACAAAGCCCCCUGAGAAAGGAGAGAGCGUUCCUAAUGUGACAUCUGCUGAAACGCAGACCGGGGAAGGUGUUGUAACAAAAGCAGAGCGUCAAGAAAUGAGUGCUGGAAGAUGCACAGCAUCAGUGAAGCUGUUAUUGGACCAUUCGGGGGAUGAUGCCGAGACACUUGAAGACAAGCAGCACAUCAUCCAUGAGAUGUCAGAAGCUAGCAACCAGAUAAACAAGCACAAGACGGCCUACGGGUUAGCUCUCCAUGUGCUGAAAAGGAAGUCAUGGCAGAUAGAUACAAUAUGGAAAAACUACCCGGCAGGCUGCAACACGUCUGAGAUCGGGGUCCACAACGUCCUCAAGGAACUGGAACACCACAACAAAAAGAUGGGCCAUGUCGUGGAGUACUUCUCGCUACAACACAGCAAACGGCUAGAUAUUAUUCUGCUGAUCCAAAGGAUUCACACGAAAUGUGACUUCUGUGAGAUGAUAUACAAUUCUGUAACCUGACACUUUAUGAAAGAGACCAAGAGACGUUUAUUUCAAUCCUUUGGCCAACACUUGCAGACGUUUUGUCAGCUUGUACCAGGUGUUGAGGAGUUUAACUCCGCAGGAUAAAUUUAACACUGAAGGAUACAUUCAACUUCGCAGGAUAAAUUUAACUCCGUAGGAUAAAUAGGGCUGAGACCCUCGUCAUACAAAUAUAUAACGACAAGAGCCAAUCUCGAUUGUCGGCCGAAACAGAUUCCAUUCGGUGUUAGGGUCAAAUAGCAGUGAAAAUUGAAAAUAAUAUGAAUCGACCACUGUAAAUCAGUGAUGAAACCAAAAGGGUAAGCAUGUAAGAAUGACCCCCUGACGAAUCCGGGGGUGUUCAAUACCGAAACACAUGAUUGUCCUAAGCGUCGACUGACAUGGAUCAAGUAGUCUGGCUCUGUGACCUGGGUGAUUGCCAGUCAUGGUACCUGUGUCAGUCAGUGGCAUGUCUGCUCGAGAUUAUACUUGGAGCGAAAUAUAGCUGACUGACUCGGUAAGAGAUCGGAUGCCAAUGAUACACUAAAGGCUGUAGGGUAUAUGUUUCAUCACUGCUUGUCGGUGAUAAACAAAUAAAACUCACGUGACUCGUAUUAUUUCACGGGGUAUGUCAUCCGUUUUCACAGACAGUUUUGUCUUGGUAAACUGUAUCUACAUAACAAGUAAGUUACAUAGAGAGUGCCAAGUAAAUUAUUAUUAUAUG
Messenger RNA from Haliotis rufescens (red abalone), 2576 nucleotides. RefSeq lists its product as uncharacterized. The coding region runs from base 119 to 1852 and encodes 577 amino acids. NCBI's taxonomy places the organism in Eukaryota, Metazoa, Mollusca, Gastropoda, Lepetellida, Haliotidae. The transcript has 7 exons. The record is from RefSeq and is a predicted model, not a curated record.